Molecule: messenger RNA, 9041 nt
Organism: Rhopilema esculentum
Lineage: Eukaryota; Metazoa; Cnidaria; Scyphozoa; Rhizostomeae; Rhizostomatidae
Product: protein DOP1A
Biological process (GO): Golgi to endosome transport
Cellular component (GO): trans-Golgi network; endosome
Source: RefSeq, a predicted model, not a curated record
UCUUAUUCAUUACGAGAAGUUUCAACAUUGAAGCAGAUGUUGAACUUAACACCAAUGUACCAAAGUUGGCACUUAUUUCUCUAGUUGUAUUUCAAAAUAGAGAAAACCAAAUAUUUUCCUCUCAUUGUUUGCCUCUGUUAUCAAGAUGGAGUAAAAUUGUGCUAAAUAUGCGCAAAGCAAAUGCGAUGAAAAUAACCAUUUCACCGCCGUCGUUAGGCCAGAACUGGUGAAACCGAUAGCGAAAAUGGAAGAAGAGCUUAGUUACCUUUCUGAUGGAAAAUUCAAGCAGUAUGGAACAGCCGUCGAUAAGGCGCUGAAGUCAUUUGAAUAUUCAAGUGAAUGGGCAGAUUUGAUAUCUUGUCUUGGAAAACUCAACAAGGUCAUUUUAACUUAUUCUUCAUUUCCACUCAUCCCACGAAAACUUCUUGUUGGAAAAAGACUUGCACAGUGCCUGCAUCCUGCAUUGCCCAGUGGUGUACAUUUGAAAGCCUUGGAAACCUACCAGUUGAUUUUCAAGCAAAUUGGAAAGGGAAGGCUCAUAAAUGACCUUUUCAUCUACAGUUCAGGCUUGUUUCCAUUGCUUGCUCAAGCUGCCAUUUCAGUUAAACCUGUGCUCCUGGAUCUGUACGAGGAGUUUUAUGUUCCACUUGGUAGACACAUCAUUCCAGGUCUGCCUGGAUUUAUUUUAGCUGUAUUACCAGGCAUAGAAGAAGGAUCUGAGCAUAAUGAAAGGACAACAUCCAUCCUUGAAACUGUGUGUCAAAAUUCAAACAAAGAAUCUUUCUACUCUGCCCUCUGGGGGUGUGUUUUGCACUCAACGCAAGUUCGUUUGUCAGCAAUAACAUUUGUUCUCAAUCACUUGGCCAAGGCUACAGAUGGCAGGGAUACAAGUUACGUUUUCGGAAACAACCGUGCUCUUAUGGUUGAUUCCAUAUGUGCUGCAUUAGAAGAUACAAAUGUAUUGGCUCAACGUAUUACCCUUGACCUCCUGCUGACGUUCUUACCUAUCUCUACACAACAAGUUGAAGAAUCGGACAUCGUGAAAAUACUAGUCUGCGCACUUAAUGUAGUCCUGCGUAGAGACAUGUCAUUGAAUAGAAGACUGUAUCACUGGAUCUUGAACACAGGCACGGGGAGUAUGGGCAACAAACUGACUAGAACAGACAGUAAUGAUUCGAGCAACCAGGGCGUUCCUGACGAAAGCACCGCGUCGUCGUUGACUUUCUUUGAAAAAUAUUCUAAGAAAUUCGUUGUUGAAGCUGUCAUCAUCCUCUUCAGGCUACUGUCUCAAGAUCAAUCUGUGGCAGACAGUAUCAGAUUUAGCCAUACAGAAAGCAAGAUGGAAAAACUUAGGCCAUUAAGAAUUUUGAUUAGCUUGCUCGAUAAACCAGAGAUCGGAUCGCCAGUUUUGGAAGAAGUCCUCGUCGAAGUUUUUAGAGCACUGCACCACGAAUGUUCAGUGCAUAUGACUGUGGAGGAGCGUCUAAGCACCAAUGACGAGCUCUUAAAAACCGCAAAUUUGCUGUUUAAUGCAUUUGAGCCUUAUUUUAUAUGGGAGUUUCUUGAGAGGGCGUUGAUCAAUUCGUUUAUCAUUGAUAAAAGGGAUUCCGGGAUGCUAUUGGAUGAGAUGCAUGGUGACGUUGGCAAAUCUUCUCCCAUCGUUAUCAACACCAGGCAGCCAAGAUGCUCUGAGCUAUUUUCCUUGGCGGAGCUGCUCCUUGAUAUUGUGUACUUGGAUGCAUCAAGUGCAACCCAGAGUGAGCACUGGCCUUCUCUUUUGAUUUGCCUUGUCAGUGAAAUGACAGACUAUGUUAAAACGAUGAACAUUGAUGAAAUAAACCAAGGGAUGCUUCUGGCCUUAAAACUCCUUUCCAAGAUAUCCCCGGAUAUCAGAUCUCCGGCAUCUACUAAAAGAACAAGGUCUCAGUCAAGCAAAACUCUAUUUAGUCGCGUAGGGAGAAGAAAAAACCACAAAGAUUUGGCCGAAGGUCAGGAACAAUCGACUCCAGUGUCAUCAAACGACGAACAGCACUCACAUAGUCAGAAAGACAGUGAACGAUGCAACGAGGAGUCAAGUAGUAUACAGUUGUGUGUUGCCAAGUCGACAGCGUUCUUCCAUGCAUUUGUCAGGCAUCGUAUUAUGCCAUGGUUAAGUGACAAUGCUACCAAUAAUGCAAGCACCAAUGAAUGCAAUGGUUCUGACGUACACGAACAUUCUGAUGAGGAGACCCAGGGUUCUAAAAAACCUACCGAAGCUACUUGUGUUUUGACAUUUGCUGCAUCUUGCAGAUAUCUUGUCGAGCUCGCUUGUUUUCCUUGUUGGGAAUCAAGUGCUGAGAUAGACGAAACGAAAAAUUAUAAACACACACUGAGUCCAUGGUUGCAGUCUUUAAUAAGCUGUGCAUCGCAAGCCAAGGACAUCGACAUCCAAACGGUUGCCAUGGGUGCACUGUUGGAUCUCAUAAACGUCAGUCUUUGUGUCUUUCCUUCGCUGGAUAGAGGUCACGUGACAAAGGGUGCUGCCAACAUAAUUCCACUGAUAUCUCAUCGAGAUUUUUCAAUACUUGAAAAGUCAGCCGUGUACAAGGACAUGGCAUUGAUUCUUUGGAGUCAGAUCGGACCGGCCAAUUGCCAGCUGAAUUCUGCAUGUGCUGAGCUCUUCUUGAGGCUUCACAAUGUGUCACCAUCGUCUUUAGUUUGUGAAGAUGCCAUUUCAAGCUCGAUGGUUGCUCAUUGUUUGAACCAAAGAAGGAGUGCCCAUUGGAAAUUUUCUGUUUUGUGGCAUUUGUCGAGAGAGUUUUACAAGAAUGAAAGCAGCAAGUCUAGCAGGGGAGGAAACAGAAGCUUAGACAGGUGUAUGCUGCUGAUGUUGGAUAGCCUGCAGUCUGAUGACCCAACAAUAAGCAAACGAUCGCAAGAAUGGCUGCAGCACUCUGUUCACUUUGGCGACAUUGGCAGGAUCCUUGAGCCUUUACUUAUCACUAUGCUGAACCCAUCAAGCAGACGUAUCUCUGUUCAUUAUACUUUCCUUUGGAAGUCAAACAACCAGCACACUGCGCGGCCACAGAGCAUUACCUCCGAAAAGCACCAGGGCAAACCAAACUGGAGCAAUGUUGAAAACUAUAAACAGUCCACAAGCACGGACUCACAAAGUGACCAAAUGGAUUCAGUUGCAGACAUAUCAGAAGAGCCAUUUAACGAAGAAUUAGACACAAGGGCCUCGGGCGAAGACGCACAAGAAGCAUUGAACAACGAGGACAGCGAUGAUCGCGAGGCAUCGAGUCGAAUGCAGUCUGCUGAAGGUGAUGAACAGCAGCAACAGGAACAGCAGCAACAGGAACAGCAGCAACAGGAACAGCAGCAACAGUUUGAGACCGAGGAGGUGCAGGAGGAUGAAGGUAACAGCAAGGAGGUUUCUGGUGAUGCUGAAGAAUCAAGGAAUGAAAUGAAUGAAAACACUUCCAGGGAGAAACACGCCCGCGUCACUGUUCACCCGUUGCAUGUGCAUAGGCUGUUUUACACACAGCUCUACGACACGACCCAAACAAUAUACGCCCUGAAGACUGUCAUGUCGAUAUUGGAAGUGGACGGAAAGGCGUUCGUUUUUGCCUCUGCAACAACCAGCAUGAAUAUGUGCAACACAGCUCAUCAGACGGCUCUCAGGGAAUUGCUGAUACGGCACAGGAGAGCCCUGAGUGGCAAGGAUUUCUAUGGGUCUCUAGCUGAUAGUCAGCAACUUCUGGUGAAGGCAAGCACAGCAAAGUACAUGGAGAUAAUUUUGUCCGUCUGUCUUUAUUUCAUCCGAUCUGAUUUUCAUGCAUCCAUGAAGGUCAGUCGGUCAGAUCUUGAGGACAAUUUUCGUGUGAAAGUUAGCAGCCUAAAUGUCCUCACAAAAAUUGUUGAUGUCUUGCUUCAAGUUGUCGCUGACGAUGAUGUUGGGUUUUCAAAUUUCGUCUCUGAUUUGUUCAACCGUUGCAAAGUUCAGCGAAUCGCCCUGCAUUGUUUACUCAGUGUCGUCUACGGAGCCUCUGGUGAGAAUGAAACCGCGCGGAAAGACUUGGAAAAAACAAGAACUGCUUCCUCGCAAGAUGAAAAGAGUCGGGUAUACAUGCAUGGGUUCCUGCUAAGAUUCGUAAAAAAAUUGAUUUUCCUUGAAGAUCACAUUGGAGUUGGCAUGUCAUCUUUGCAACAAGGGUCAAACGAAAAGAAACUGAAGAGGAAGGAUAAAAAGAGCAAGGCAAAGCCACUAAAGACCUCACCAUUUGAAUAUAAUAUAGAGACACCUAUAGUAUCACAGACCAUGUAUCUCUCUGUAUUACUCAUGGCUUUAAAAGGAGAUAAAUCUUUUUACAACCACGAUGAUUGGAUAAACGUGGUUAUAGAAACAUUGCCCAAAUGUGGCUCAUCAUUGGCAAAGAUCGUGAUCCCUGUCGUUGAACAAAUUUGUCAAAAUUUCAAGAGUACGGCAAAGAUAUUUUCUGAAUCUGUUAAUGGAAACAUUAUCAAAAGCAGCCGGGAAUUCCCAGUUGAUUACAUGCUAACGAUGCUGGAGAAAAUGACGUCAAUUUGCCACUAUUGCUUGGUUGACAAAGAUGCUUCUUCUGUUUUGCAACAUGGCGCUUCGGUCAAACCUGGCCAGGAUCUGCAACGUAGCGACAACUCUAUGUCAAUAUUGGAGAGCCUCGCUCAUGUGUUCUCCCCUCAAAGUUUACCGAACCGAGGUGCAACAAGUGAAGAAGUUAACAACCCGUAUAUUGAGGCACGAGAAGGACUUUUGAGCAUCCUACCAACUAUACUUUCAUCUGUGUUGAUGGUAUGGCAUGUUUGGAAUGCUACCGACUCGAAAACCAGUCGAUGGAGGAUCGUCUCUGAGUUGCCCCUCCCAAUAGGCAGUCCUAAGAGCAUAAAGCAAGCAGUUCUUCAACUUCUAACCCCCGUGGCCAUGCAGCAUACUCCCGUAUUUCUUGCUGCUUUGGCUGAUGUCUGGAACUCAUCGAAGAAAUCAAAUCAGGAGGGUGAAACCGAAAAAUCACCUAACCUUGAUAAGCAGACGAGAAAGGAGAAGAAAUGGUUGUCAUCUGUUAACCAGAAAACGGUCCCGUUUAUCACAGAUGAACAACAAGGCUUAGUUGAUAUUGCAUUGGCCAUAAAAGUUUUAUCAGCAGAAACAAUCGUCUUAACAACCAAACAAGUGCUGCGACAAACUCUCAUUGGUAAAGAGAAGGGAUCAACAGGAAGCCAGUCGCUGGAGCUUAAUCUGCUCCAGUUCCUCUUUGAAUACUUGAAACGAGUUUCAAAUGAUCAGCUUUCGUUGAUGAAACCCGUACUGCUGGCCUUUUUGAAAGAAGGCGUCAACCUGAAUGUCGCCCCAGCCGGGCUGUUUGUGCUCUUGAAUAUUUUGUACGUUUUCAUUCUGCGAAUUCAAUGCCCGGAGGAAAAACGAGCAAGGAAAGAGCUACAGGACCUUGCACUGAAAUACUUCGAUGCUGUCAAUACCAUUGCUGGAGCUUCGCUUGAGAAUUCGACGUGGUUCCGGCGCAACGUCGCAGUGCUUCCGCAGUCAGACCAAAAUCCAGACGAGCCGCUGGUUAAACCCAAAGAGCACACGAACGAUAAUCCAGAGCCUACAGUACCGGUUGCGCCGACAAUGCAAACUCGUAAUGCCCAAUACAGUGCGAGUGCGCUGUGUCUAAUGGCUGAGAUAUUAUCUUCGAUGCUGGAUUUGCUGUAUCUGAGUGAAGAGAAGGACAAAAUCACAAGCUUUAUGUUCUAUGUUAUAUACAACGUCACGCCAUAUUUGAAGAAUCACAGCAACCAAAACGUGACAAGUUUCCGAGGCAGCAGUGCUCUGCUUGCCUCAAUCACCGAUUUCCAAUACACUCUCAGAUCUUGGAAGAAAGAUGUUUACGAGUUAUUCCUCGAUCCAGGCUUUUUCAAAAUGGACCUUCUCUCCUUGCAAUACUGGCGCUCGAUAAUCGAUCGAUUGAUGACUUAUGAUGUUGCAACAUUUAGAGAUCUGAUGGCUCGUAUCAACCUUACGCAAAGUGGGACGAUAAACAUUUUUGCUAAUCGUGAACAGGAAAUAGAGCUGCGAGCGGGUUUACUCAAAAGGCUCACAUUCGUUCUGUUCUGCGGUGAAAUUGAUCAGUAUCAUAAUUAUAUGCCAGACAUCCAAGAGAGGCUUGUAGAUAGCCUCAGACAGAUGCAGGCACCAGUCCUCUACGAGCAAGUUUUCUUCUGCUUUCGAGUCCUUAUUCUGCGCAUGUCUCCACAUCAUCUUACAUCCCUCUGGCCUCCCAUUAUCACAGAACUGAUUGUUAUCUUUUUGCAAAUGGAGAAGGAUUUAUCGCCGGCAGAAUCUCAGCAAGCUAAAAGUAGCAUCAUGGGAACCCUUGAGUCAUUUUUUACUUUCAACGGUAUGCUCAGAAACAAAGGCAAAUGGCUGAAUUUGUACCUGGAAGCUUGCAAACUGCUUGACUUGUCAUUUUCUCUUCAGAGCGACACACUGCCUCACUUCCAGUCGUAUAGAUGGGCAUUUAUAGAUACACCAGGUGUAGAAUACGAGGCAGAAGAAGUCGAACAUAACAGGGAUGGUGACAAAAAUGGAAAAGCAACCUCGCAAGGAAAAGUCGUAGCAACUUCAAGUAAAACACAUGGUAAUUCACAAGCAAAGCCAGCAAAAAGUGUAGAAGAUUCGGUGUCAAAACUUAGCGUGAUGAACGCUCCGCUAUCGUCGAAGUUGAGAAAAUCUGAGAAGAAAGGUGGCAAGAGUAAGACAAGCCAUGAUAAGACGAGUGACAAUGUGCUAAGGAUGAGGUUUGCUCCUUAUUUAUCAAGACUGGCUACACUGAUAGUACAGAAGCAUGCUGAAAAUGACGGCAGUGAAGGCAAGACAACUCACCCUUUACAACUGGCGAAAAUCGAUUCCAUUUUUGAGCUGUUGCCAUUUCUUCUAUCAAUCACAAAUAGCCGGGCAGUGCUACACGAAGAGAUUCAAAGCAAAUUGGACUUUGCCUCUUUAACCAAUGAAAUGUUAGAGGAAUUGGUAGAAAAGGAUUUCCAAGAUCAAGCUUAGUCAACAAGAAUUUGUUGAAUCGUGUCAGUUUAAGCGUUAUUUCAUCAUUCAUAUUUUUAAUUCGUAAGUAUAUAUUUAGAAUUGUUAUUCAUGCUAUGUCGCUAUGAGUUUGUUUACGUUGUUACUUUCGUAUCGAAAGAAGACUAAAGCGCAGAAAUGCCGCUGGCUAGGCCACAUUGAUAACGAAUUGCUGGCCUUUCUCCGUUACCAUUAACCUACCCAUCAGUAUAUUUCGUUUCAUAUGCAGACUUAAGGGGUCUAUGGAAAAUGGACAUCAAAAGCCAAACUUUAGAACCAUUGAUUAGAAUAUUCAAGGUCCAGCGACGCUUACGUAAGAAUUUUCAGAUUUAAUUUGUCAGUCACCCCUUUGUUCCCCGUUAUUAUUCAUGUAUUCAAACAGAGUUGAGCUAUGCCUACAUGCACUGUCAUUUAUAUACUGUCAUUUAUAUCUUGAACGAAGCAAAUUUGUUAUUAACACCUUUUUAUAAGAACCAGAAAAUUCUUGCAGAGGGCUACGAAAUGUUUUGGAUAAUUUGAUGUUCACGGUAAUUUGAUAUACUUCUAAUUUCAACAAUGAUCUUGCUGCAUUUACAUACUAUUAAUGUUUCCAAAACAACCAAAUAGAAGUUUUGCGAGACAUUUUUAGCACACCGUUGCUUCCCUGAUAAAAUAUGUUUUGUUAACUGAUGCUCGGUGUUAUUAUUCUUGAAAAAGAGUGUACUCUUAACCAUAGACGAUUUUCAAUCUACUUCUGGCUAAUUCACCCGUUGCUUGGAUGCCUCGUGUAUUCAAAGGGGAAGAUAUCAAAUUAUUUCAGUGUUUUGUCAAUCUAAAUAUUUUAGAUGUUCAGUAUGAUUAAAUGUCCGUCUCGAGAUUUGAACAAUUAUUAUUAUUUAUUUAUGAAUUUGGCCAGUGCCAUUUGAAUUAUAUAUUUUCCUUGUGAGAAAAGUGUAUUAAUUAUUAACGGGAAUGGUUUUGUUUUAUGUGGAAUACCAGAGUAAAGUAAAAUGUAUAAUAGAAUACGUUCAACGUUUAUUUACCGCCUUAUUACCCAUUUGCUGGAGAAUGUAGUGUUUUCGAAAAUAUCUUUUUUGAAAACCAAUAAAGACACAAUUGGCACCUGACAAAAAAUCUUUCUGGACUUUUGCAAAACUUUGAAUUCCUUGAGACGAUCUGAAUUAGUUUGGCGAAACCCAGUCAAGUGUCAGUCUAGGCCAAGUAGAAAAUGACCUUUAAUGUUUUCAAUAGAUUUCUGUGAUCGAUGCCAAGAACGUUUUGAUACUACGAAAUCUUUCAUAUGGGAAUCUUGCAGUAUAUCAACACAGGAAUCUUGCAAUAGUGAACCUUUCCUUCUUGGUAAAUACGAGAACGUAACAUAAACAAAUGUACAGAAAUUAGUCAAAGUAAAAUAAGUGCAAAGAGAAUUUCGUUUCAAUCAAGAGGACAAACAAGGACUUUGUAACAAUUAAUGAUCAACGUGUACCACCCCCACCCUAUGAAAAGAACUGAGAACUUCGGCAGUUUUAAUAAAAAUUGAAAAUCUAUCCAAUGCUUGAUAUCAAUGUCAUCAAUUUGAUUGCUUUUGUCAAACAUGGUAAGAAAUUAUAUCAAACUGUAGAUAUUUUAAGAAUUUUCAAACAUUACAAACUUAACCUUGUUUAAAUAUUUAUCCAAACUCUUACCAAUUAAAGUCUCCAAAUUCAUAUUAUAUGAUUAAUACAAUAAGAAAAAGAGUCGAAUUAAUUGGUUGUAAAAAUUAGCCAGGGAAGUUGCAUGAUUUCAUUUCCUGGUUUAAAUGAUUUUGAUGACAAUAUUUGAUUGAUUAAUGAUUCUUUAAUGAUAUGUUAAUAUGGUUCAAAUGUUUGUUAAUACAACCUGACUUUAUCAUAAAUUGAUAUUAUUUGAUUUUUCUGUAGUUGCCGAAAUGCCUUCCAAACUGAAAUAUUUGUGAACUGCUUCAAAAGCA